Closterium sp. NIES-67 is the source of this 9367-nucleotide messenger RNA. The record is from the annotation of a GenBank genome assembly. NCBI's taxonomy places the organism in Eukaryota, Viridiplantae, Streptophyta, Zygnematophyceae, Desmidiales, Closteriaceae.
CAUGGUUUGAUCAGCCAAGCGUUCGGGGUUUCUAGGGACGUAAUGUACCUGGCGAUUACUUAGGUUCCGUGCCGGAGCGUGCUCAGAUUUGACGCGAUCUUAGAGCGCCGGACCAGUUGCAUGGUUUAGACUCCAUUCCCCUGGGGGUUGUCCCAUCCCUUGGUCCAUUUGCGCGUAGUAUACUUCUCCUGCAAUUAUCGUCGACUGGGCAAUGGUCUAUUCGAAAACGCAUUGCACUGCCAUUCUUAGGGACAUCGAAAGGCCGGCACUCGUCGGGCUCCGCUCAUGUAGCUUUGACUCAGGAUCUUCGGAGCCAAUUCGCGGUUAGCUGGAGCUUGGACCCAUCAGCGUUUUCGUUCAUUCGUGUGCAGCGAUGGAGACCCAAAUUUUUAGCAUUCAGGACGCUUGGAGAGAAUUCGUUAUCACCGAUCCGACAAGAAGUUCCGCUAACUCUUCCCAGAGCCCUAGAUUAAUACUGGAUCUCAACGCGCAGACGUGUCUUGGCGGGGGAUCGGUGCUUCAAAUCGGGAGAUCAGAUUCCGUUCAACCGAAUCAGCGCUUGCUGACGUGGCAGAUCCAAUCCGGAAGCCACCAAUCGCCGCAGUCCGUGCUCGUUUUGAAAGAGCUCUUCCCGAAUUCUUCUUUCCCCGCCUCUAAGCCAGCUCCGCUCGUUACAGGAACAUCGGCCGCUGCAGUCACUCGCCAAUUCUCUCAACGGCAGGGAUCGCACGAGGUGCAUCUACGGUUCCCGUCGCUGCUUCUGCCGCUCGCAGCCUUUGUCGUGAAGCGUAAGGCCGACGAUGAAGAUAGCGAGGAUGCUUAUGACGAGGAUGAAGACGACGAGGAGGAUCGCGAGGGAAUUGAAUCUGCUGGAUUCUCCCAGGCCUCGCUCUACCUGCUCUCGUCAGAAGGGGUGAUCUAUUCUCUAGACCUAGGGUUUGGGCCGCAAGAGGACAGCAGCAGGACAUGGAACGGUGGUAGCGCCCCAGGGUUUGGGCCAAACGGUACGGCCAGGUUCGGCACCAGGCCAGACGGUGCUUCGGGAGCACAGCCCGCCGAACCUUCUCUCCUCGCUGAUUUCUCCAUCGCCUCCUUGCGAUGGUUCCAGCUCCCGCCGAACCUCCUUUCCAGGCUCGGCAGCGGCGUGACGUCUCUCGCAGCCGAUCUGGACACGGUUUGCCUCGGCGGAGGCUCGGGUAGCGUUCUUACCGUUCCGUUUCACAAACUGGCCAACCCUGUUGUGCCUGUAACGGGCGGCGCUAUAAGGAGGGAAGCAUCUGGCGGAGCGGGGGGGGUUGCGGAGCUGCGGGAGGGGGAGGGGGCGAUGGCGCGGCUGUGGGGAAUGGUGGGCGCGGGGCGAGGUGCGCCUACAGCCCCCGUGCGAUCCAUUCAGCUGCUGACACGUGGCGAGCAGAGACUGGCUGCAGUUGCACACGCAGACGGUGUCGUGAGGCUGUGGGAUGUUGCCAAGAAGGUUCGGUUGGCGGCGGUGACGGUUGCCGUGGAGGGGGGUUUAGGCGGCGCUGCUGCUGCUGCUGCUGCUGCUGCUUCUGCUGCUGCAGGAUCUAGUCAAGGGGCAACUUCUCAAGACGGCGCAUGGGCCGUCCAGCAGAUUUUCCUUCACCUCAACCCUGCUGCUACCAGUAGCAGUUAUUCCUCCUCCUCCUCCUCCUCCACCACCAGUGCUGCUGCUUCUGACCAGUCUCUUCUGGUCGUCACCACCUUUGCAGCGAGGCAGGACCAAGCGAGCAGGCAGGAACAAGCGCAGGCGUUCUCUGCCCCUGCUGCUUGCAAUGCAGAGGCGUCUACCCCCCCUGCAGGUGUCGUCACCAUUCACCUCCUCCGUCUCGAUACUCCUUCUGACGCCGCCCGUGCCUCCGCCUCUCUUCACCUUGCUGCCUGGGCCGCCCUGCCUCUCGCCCCCACCGCCACCACUACUGGCAGCCGCGGUGGUGACUAUAGCAGAUGUGACAGUAGUGGGGGUGAUGAGAGGGGAGGCGAUGGGGCAAGGCAAGCAGCGAGGGGGGAGAGUGAACAGCAGCAGGGGGUGGUGGAGAGAGGGGGAGAUGAGGUGGAGGAAGGAGAGCAGGGGAUGUGGAUAAGCGACGUGCGCGUGCUGCUGGGUAGAGGGAAUGGAGGCGGGGGGAGGGGCAGGAUCCGUGAGGGAGUGACGGGAGAAGGAACAGAGCUGAAGGUGUGGAUGCUUUGGCAGGAGCAGUGUGCGGGUGAAGCCGCGGGGGCAGCUGCAGCAGGUGCUGCUGGCGUUGCGGCUUGGGCGAGAUACCACACUGUCUGUCUGCCUGUUGUCAGUCCGUCUCUUGGCAGUGGCACUUCCGCUGCAGCAGGGGACGCACCAGGAGCAGCGUCAAGAGGAGGAGGAGGAGCAAGGGGAGGAGGAGGUGGGGCAGCAGGUUCUACUGCUCUUCCUCUUCCUCCGUCUGCGCUUUACACACCAAUCAGUGCCUGCCAGCUGGCGGAACGGCAGCUCUCAGCCGCCCUGGGUCUCUCAGACUGCUCCCUGCCGUCCCUCUUUCGCCUGCCCGCCUCUCCGCCUGCUGCUUCCUCCGCCAGUGGCGCAGCAGGCACGCCUGCAUCUACAUCUAUAUCUGCAUUAACACCUGCUCCUGCUACAGACGCUGCAGCUGCUGCCUUUGCCACAGACGCGAGCAGCGGCAGCAGGGCCAGCCUGGUGUCCUCUAUGGGUCUCGUGCCUUUCCUCGAGCUCGCGCCUCUCCUCUGCCCAGCGCCCAGCGCAUCCCCUGUGGAAACAGGGGGCGGCUUAGGAGCAGCAGGAGGGGCAGCAGGAGGGGCAGCAGGAGGGGCGGGUGCUGAGGGGUUUGCGGAUGGGUCUGGUGCGGUGAAUUGGGGCGCCAUUGUAGAGUUCUGUGCGGAUGCACUCGUCGCUCGUCUCCUCUGCCCAUCGUCCAUGCUCGAACCCGCCCUGGCUCAUCUGCUGACUUGGUUACAGCACCACCACCACCACAACCACCGUCAACACAACCAUCAGUACCAUGAUCACGACCACCAGUUUUUCGCCUUUGACAACCAAAGGAAUGGGGCGUUCGGGUCAUCCAAGCCUGCGGAAGUGGCUCGGAUGAGCCACGAUGCGGUUCGGCAGGCUCUCCUUUCCUACCUCUUGGACCGGCGGCCGGACCUGCAGGUGUUGCCGAGCCUCCUGGGCAGCUCCGGAGGCGAGCCUGCAGAUCUGGUUCGGCUGGUGGAGCGGUGGGAGCAGGUGGGGAAGCAGUACCUCCGGGCAUGGGCAAGUGUAAACGCACCUGUAGGACUGAUUUCAAUUGGUGGUUCAGGCUCGGGGUCAGGCUCGGGUUCCAAAGCUGUUGGCCUGGUUCGGGGAUGCACAGUGUCACUUUUCCAAGCGCCCGAUGUGUCAAUUCACAUGAGUCUAUGGUCUACAGCAGUGCCCACAUCAGUGUUUACUGCUCGGGCGGAGCAAAGUUUGCAAGGCAACCAGUCUCCCAUCCCACUUAACGCGGCUCGUUCCCUGGCUUCUGGAAGACUUUUAGUUAAAAGCAGUCCAGGCAGAUUGGAUUCAGGCAGCCGUGGUGGCGCAGGUCAGCCAAUGGAAGAGCGACAGCUGGCAGCCGUGUUGGGAGAGCUUGCCAGCUGUCUGGAUCUGAUUCGCGCACGUGUGGGCAGGCUUGUGAUGCUAUCCCUCCCAGUCUCGCUCCUCUCUCCCUCCCUGCAACCCUCUGAUGCUUUUUCACACGUGGCAAAGUUUUUGGAGUUCGGGCAGCUGGCGCUGGGCAGCUCGGGCAGCAUUAACAGGUUGAAGUCGGCUGCCCGGGAGUUUGUUUCACAGCAGAACACGGAGCAGAGGGUUUUCUCGGUGAAGCUGCAAGCUGCCCUGGGGAGUCUGAGAGACGCAGCAGGAGGGAAGUGGGGAGGCGUACUCGAGGUAGUGGAGCUGCUUGUAACGAGUAUGGACCUGGGUGUGCUCCCUUCUGCUAGCGGAUCAGCAGGGGGAAGAGCACCUCCUGCGUCUGAGGCUCCAAAUGGGAGUGGGGAGGUGGACGAUCUCCCCACCAGCAACCUCCUCCCUCCGUCCCUCUUCUCCCCUCACGAGCUCUCCCACGGAUUGACCCACUUGCUAGGCUCGCACCUCAACCUCCUCCUCUCCCUCCUCCCCCUCCUCCACCUCCUCCACCUCUCCCGCUCCCCUUUCCUCCUUUCUCCCUCUGACCGCUCGUUUCUCUCCCUCCGCCUCCUCCCCCUCACUCACUCCCUCCUCUCCUCCACCCUCCUCCUCCACACCCUCUCCAACUGCUUUGCUGCUCGCACCCCUGAGGAUGAGUUUUCUGUGGACCUCCUUUCACUGCAUAUUGGCGGGAAGGUUGCUGCUGGCGUGCCCGCUGACGCGGAUGGUGAUGCUGACGUGGAUGUGGGGACCACACGAGGGUCUGGGAGAUGGGUGAGGCAGGGGGGGGGAGGUGGAGGGGGUUUUGGAAGUGGGAGAAGAGGAGGGGGAGGGGAUUGGGGGGCAGGGGCAGGGCCAGGAGCAGAAGGGGAAUUUCUUGGAAGGUUCUGCCGGCGAGAGGUGCAGUUUCGAUGGGCUAGGCGGACAGUUGUCGCUGUUUUAUUGGAAGGGGAGGGAGAGCAGGAGAGGGGAGGGGGAGUGGGAGUGGGAGGAGGUGGGGAUAGGGGCAGAGGAGGUGUGUGGGGGGGCAGGUGGAGGGGGUGGUGGCGUGAUGGGAAUGCACCCACAGAUCGGCAAUCACUUGCUGCGGAUGGAAACGCGGGAGACGGAGAAGCAGGAGACGAGGAAGACAAUGGGGGAGACGGGGAGGAAGAUGGAGACGAGUCAAUGGAGGGAGGGGAGGACAGGAGCGUAAGGGAAGGGGGGUCAGGAGGCAGAGGAGGAGGGGGAGGGGUGGGGUGGCGGUGUGCGAGUGUGUGUCCGGAGGGGGUGCUGUGCGAAGUGAUGAGUGAGGCGGUGCGGCUGCGAUGGGGGCGGGACCCCUGGCAGACGGAAGAAGGAGCAGGAAGGAUAUCAGGGGGAGGGCAAGGAGGGGCGGUGGGAGGGGGAGCGCCGAGCUUUUACCAUCGCGCCGUGCAGAUGGGGCUGAAGCUGCUGGAGCACAGCCAGUACCACAUGGUCAAGGUCCUUUUGGACUGUGUCAACCGAGAUGCGCCCUUCUCCCACCACCCCUCAGCCUUUGCCCGAACCAGCGCUUCUGGUUCGAUCGACCCUGAUGCUUCGGCAGCUCGUUCGUUUCUUCUGGGGUUUGCCCUCGUGGCCUGCGCACACGUCCCUGCAGACCUCCCCACCUGGUUUCAGCUAAGCGCCAGCAGCAGCAGCAGCAGCACUCAGCUAAGCACUGGUGGCAGUAUCAUUGGUCAAAAUGGUAGUUCAGGAGCAGGGGAGGGGGGCGGGCGUGAGUCUGCAGCCAGGGAAGCCAUGCGAGCAGGGCUGGUGGGUCGGGCAGUAAAAUGUUUCUUCCAGGCAGCUGAAGGGGUGGAAGCGUGGGCAGCAGGAGCCAGUGUGAGGGGGAAGGGCGAGGCAGGCAUGGGGGAAGCAGCCAUGGGGGGAGCAGCCGUGGGGGAAGCAGCCAUGGGGGGAGCAGCCAUGUGGGAUGCAGGCAAUCCGUUACAAGGCCUAGUGGAGAUGUUCAGCGGCAGUGGGGAUGGGGGCAACAAUAGCAGCGGUUCGGGAAACAGUGGUUCAGCUACAGUGGCACGUGCUACAGAUGUUACUGUAGCGCAUGCUUCUGUAGUAGCAGCUACAGUAGCAGCAGGUACAGUUGCAGCGAGGCAGCGGCUACGGUAUUACGAAGCGGUGAUGAGGCUUCUAGAGCGGUACGGGGAGGGUCCCUCUGCUGCCAGAUUCGCCCUCGCUGCCAUCCAUGAGGUUGAUGCUGCCUUCCCAGAAGCUUCCCUUGCAGUCACUCCCUUCCCGGAAGGUUCCUUUGCCGACGAGGAUGAGGAGGGGCAAGGACAAGCAGCAGCAACCUCAGCCGCAGGAGAGGUGGUGAGGGGGCUGAAGGGUCGGCUGUGGGCGAAUGUGUUCCAGUAUGCACUGCAGGGGGGGCAGUAUGACGAGGCGUACUGUGCCCUCGCUUCCAACCCCGAGCCCCUCAGCCGCAGCAUCUGCCUGCGGCAGUUCGUCGCUGUGCUCUGUGAGGCGGCCAGCAAGGCUGUAGCCGCUAUAGCCGCCGCUGCUGCAGCUGCUGCAGCUGCUGCAGCUGCUGGUGGUGCUGGUGUUGGAUCCGAGGCAGCAGCAGCAGAAGCAGCAGCAGCAGCAGCAGCAGAGGCAGCAAGGGCGUUAUCCACACUCUGUGGCCGCUCCCUCCCCUACGCUGCUGCCGACCAGCAGGUACAGGUGGAGCAGGAGCUCAUGUGGCUCGCUGAGAAUGCUGAUGUGGCACAGUCCCUGCCGCUGUCCACGUCAGCGCCGUCACCGUCCACGUCAGCACUGGGCAGGCUGAGUCCGUACAAGCUGCUGUACUCGUUCCACAUGGCGCGAUCCGAUUGGAGGAAAGCAGCCCUGGCCAUGUACCGUUAUGCAUGGAGACUGGGAAGGGAGGUGUUGGGUUCGAGCAGCAGCAGCAGCAGCGGUGGUGGCGCUGCUGCUGCUGCUGCUGCUGCUGCUGCUGCAGGGGCGGGUGACGGCAGGAGGAGAGAGGGACGGAGCCCAGGAGUUGCAUUCAGUCUGGGGAGGGCGUUCAGCCCAGCAGGAGGGAGGGCCAGCCCCGGCAUGAAGCUGAGCGCGGAGAGGAUUCCCGAGAUGGUUGUGGCUGCUGUGCGGGCGAGAGAGAGGAGCCUGGCUGUGGCGAUUCAGGCUCUGGAGUUGAUGGAGGCAUGGCUUCCGCCUAUGGUGUCCGUUUUUGCUGAUAGGAGUGCUGCUGGUGGUGGUGGUGAUGGUGCUUGGGGGGGAGGAGGGGCGAUGGGGGAUGGGAGGACGGGGGGGAAUGGACGGAAGAGGGAGGAGGGAGGGUUUGGUUUUGAGGCGGGUCCAGCUAAGAGGAGGAGGUGGUGUGGAGGGGUAGGGAAAGGUGGCGGCGUGUCAUUGGCCGCGGGGACGGAGCCGGUGGGGCUGGAGGAUCUGCGGAGGGAGCAUGCGCUUGUGGGUGCCCAAUCGCUGCUUGCCACGUGCCCUGGGACGACUGCAGCUCUGCUGGCAUUGGACGCACCACCGGACCGCAUUAUCUCUGCCCUCGCUCACAACGCGCUCUUCCCCCAAGCGCUCCACCUGGCCACGCUUCUCUUCUCAGGCAGCCAGCGGGCAGCCGAACUUUCCGCCAUCCUUUCAGCUGCUGCCCGGCGCUGCUGCAUGGCUCAGCUUGGCCUUUCUUCUGGAGCUGCCCAUGAAUCAACCAAUGCUGCUGCUGCCCCUGUUGCAGCCACACGUGCUGCAGGUGCUGCUAUUGCUGCUGACGUGGCAAGCUCCCCUGCGCUGAUGUGGCAGCAGAUGCAGGUUUGGACAGAGUCGUACGUUCGGCACCAUCCGGACCUACGUGAGGUCAUCUCCCGAGCCAUACUCAGUACCAACUCUGCGCUCCCCUUACCUCCGUGGCUUGUCCGCCUCUUCGUGGAAGGUUCCUCCUCCUUACCCUCCCGUCCUCUUACCAUUCCCUCCUCCCUCCCAUCCUCAGCCUCCUCCUCCCUCACCCCCCUCUCCUCCCCCUUCACCUCAUCUCACGCCCCCCCUGUUGCCCCUGACCCCUCCUCUCUCCUCCGAGUCUAUCUAGACUUCAGCCAUCUCAUCCAAGCGUCCCGAUUGGCCCUUUCCAUGCUUCGUGCAUGGAGAUCCGUCCGAUCGGCCGAUCCCCGCACGACGAAGCAACGGAUGGGCGCCACAUGGCAGCCCCACGCCCUGCUGGACCGACUGAGGCUGCAGCUGGCAGCAGCGGUGGCUGAAGGGGGGAGAGAGCGAGCGAGAGGGCUAGGGAGAGCGGCGGCGGCAGCAGGGAAUGAGAAAGGGAGUGUGGGUAACAGAGAGAGGGAGGGUGAGUAUGAGGUGCUUUGUGCAAUGAGGGGGGAGGUGGAGGAAGCGGUGAGGGCGUAUCUGAGGCAGGUGGAUGUGGACGCAGAGGAUUUCAGGCAGGUGGCAACUGGUGGGGCAGGGGGGGCUGGUAAGGGUGUCAGAGCAACGGGUUUGAGGGAAGGGGUGGCAGCAGCAGUGCCAACAGCAGCAGGGGCAGCAGGAGGGAUGCGAGCAGGUGUGUCUGGAGCAGCACCCGCAUUCGGAGGAAUGUUCGCAGCAGCAGGAGUGGCUACAGUGGCAAACGAAGGAGCAGCAGGAGCAGUAGGAGCAGCAGUAGUGGGAGGAGCGGGAGGAGGAGGAGCAGGGGCAGCAGAUGCGGGAGCGGCAGGAGGCAGUGUGUUUGGCAGGUUGGGAGGGGGGUUUGGGUCACCCCACUCCUCUCCUCCCCCUGCCCCUGCUGCCGGCGCGCUUGGGAAACGGCCUGGAGGGUUUGGGGCAGGAACGGGAUCUGGGCUCGGGGCAGAACCGGGAUCUGGGUUUGGGGCGGGGACUGCAGGUUUUGGGGCGGGGACUGCAGGGUUUGGGGCAGGAGCGGUAUCUGGGGUCGGGGCGGGAGCAGGAGGGUUUGGGAAAGGAACAGGAGGGUUUGGGGCAGGAACAGGAGGGUUUGGGGCAGGAACAGGAGGGUUUGGGUUGGGCACAGGAAGGUUUGGAUCGGGGACAGGAGGGUUUGGUUCGGGCACUGGAGGGUUUGGGUUGGGUGGAGGGGCGUCUGGGGUGGGAGCAGGGGGGAUUCAGGCAGCAGAGUCAGCGGGAGCAGGGGGGAUUAAGGCAGCAGCAGAGACAGCAGGGGCAGGGGUUGGUACCUCUGGCACGUCCUCCUUCGGUGGUGGUAGCAGUGCUUUUGGUGGGGUGUUUGGGGUGGUAGCAGGGAGGGCGAAGGCAGCAGCAGAGACAUCAGGGCCAAGGGUUGGUACCUCAGGCACGUCCUUUGGUGGUGGUAGCAGCAAUGUCUUUGGUGGGGGAGGCACCACUUUUGGAGGAGGUACAGGGAUGUCUGGGGGAGGGGGAUCUGGUGGUUUUGGACCACCUGCAGAAGGGGUGUUGACGGGAGGGUUUAGUGCUGGAGGGUUUAGUACCGGAGGGUUUAGUACUGGUGGUUUUGGGACAGGAAAUGGGGGAUUUGGAACGAGUGCAGGUGUGUUUGGUUCAAGUGGAUUUGCUGGUGCAUUUGGAAGCACAGCUCAAAAGUAGGUAGUUCCAGGGUCAACUUGAGAAGGUUUCUUAUCUACUACCGGUAACUUGAGCUGACUGGUAAAGUACUUGGCGCAUCUUGGAAGGUGAAGAAUUGUGUUGGAAGGAGGAAUCUGAUGAUCAACAGAUCAACAAUCUUUAGAGACAAACCAUGAGUUUAUGAAUGUUUCG